Messenger RNA from Kwoniella botswanensis, 942 nucleotides. RefSeq lists its product as uncharacterized. The record is from RefSeq and is a predicted model, not a curated record. Bases 1 to 942 code for a protein of 313 amino acids. NCBI's taxonomy places the organism in Eukaryota, Fungi, Basidiomycota, Tremellomycetes, Tremellales, Cryptococcaceae. The transcript has 5 exons.
AUGACAAGGCCAACGGUACUACUCGCACUCUUCAUACCUUUUCUCACCAUCAACUGCGCAAACAUUGUCCCAAUGGGAUGUUACCCAUACGCAGGUGGAUCUCAUCUCUACACCAAUGAUCCCAUCACAAUGGAAGGUUGUGCGGACGGAUGUUCAAACACAUACCACUUGUUGUACGCCUUCAAGUACUAUUACUCGUACUUCAACCCUGAUGUCCAAGCGACAGAUAUCAGAUAUGUUUGUGAAUGUGGGGAUGACUUGGGUUACACCCCAUCUGAUUGGACAUAUGGGGAAAACUGUGGACAAUUGAACUUCUAUGAUCCUCCUAUAGCGACUGUAUGGUUACUUGACACAACAUUUAGUAGAAUCGGUUGUUCCAUGCUCACCGAUUACCAAGAGCUACAAUUCACGAAUGUACCGGAUUUCGAAGCAUGUUUCGUGCAAUGUAAGAAUUCGAAAUAUGCUUUCGUCGAUAGAUUAGCAGGCGAUGGUAUCAGAUGUAGCUGCUCCGAUGAACCGACUUAUCAAGAACUGUCCAGCUGCCAAGGCACAACUUUGCAGGACUUCAACUGGAUGAUUUUUGAGCAUCCUCCUGGAUCUAGCGGUGGCCCAAGUGGUUGGGUUAGAAGACAAUUGAAGGAAAGAUUAGCGAGAGAAGCCGGUCGAAAAGCGCUGGCGGUCUGUCCGAAAGGUAUGACUGCUUGUCGGACUUCAAGUGAGGAUGAUUUUAGCUUUGAGUGCCUCGACGUCCAGUCAGAGUUGGAAUCUUGUGGAGGUUGUAUAUAUGGGUCUUUUGGACAGGCAGACAACGGUAUUAGGGGGAUCAACUGCCUAUCGUUGCCAGGUGUCAGUCAAGAAGGAGUCACCUGCCUGGUGGGACAAUGCCUAGCUUUCAGUUGUGAAGAUGGGUAUGAUCUGAGGGGCAAUCGGUGUACCCUCUAA